Dovyalis caffra is the source of this 1065-nucleotide messenger RNA. NCBI's taxonomy places the organism in Eukaryota, Viridiplantae, Streptophyta, Magnoliopsida, Malpighiales, Salicaceae. The record is from the annotation of a GenBank genome assembly.
AUGGCCAACAUUUUUUGCGGUUUGCAGUACUAUCGAGAAGGUGAUGUCUCCAAGAUUCUAGUACUUGCUAUGACAACGUCGAAGAGGAAGGAGAUAGGUAACAUGUCGGCUGCACAGGUGGAUCCCCAUGACAAGAUGAGGUCAAGUGACGUGAACUAUGUGGCUAGAGCUGAACAAGCUCCUGCGCCUGUUCAUGAAUAUGGUCAAAUCAACCGAGCCCCUCGUAAACAUGCAGAAAAAGAGGUUCUUGCUGUGAAGAAUGUGCUCCAGAAGCCUAUAAGUUUGAUUCAAGGUCCGCCUGGCGCAGGAAAAACUGUCACUUUCUGCAGCCAUUGUAUAUCACAUGGCCAAACAGGGCCAAGGGCAGCUGUAGAUCAACUGGCUGAGAAGAUGAGUGCCACUGGCUUAAAGGUUGUUAGGCUAUGUGCAAAAUCAAGGGAAGCCGUUAGUUCUCCUGUUGAGCAUCUCACCCUACACUACCAGGUUAGACAUCUGGACACUUCAGAGAAAAGUGAACUUCACAAGUUGCAGCAAUUGAAAGAUGGACAAGGAGAACUGUCCAGCAGUGAUGAGAAAAAAUACAAAGCACUGAAACGAGCAACAGAAAGGGAAAUUUCUCAAAGUGCUGAUGUCAUCUGUUGCACUUGUGUUGGUGCUGGAGAUCCUCGGUUGGCAAAUUUUAGGUUUCGCCAGGUACUCAUUGACGAGUCAACUCAGGCGACAGAACUAGAGUGUCUUAUUCCUUUGGUACUUGGGGCAAAGCAGCUUGGUCCUGUCAUAAUGCGCGAGAAAGCUGCUCGCGCUGGGUUGGCCCAUUCUCUAUUUGAACGCAUUGUUUUACUUGGUGUGAAACCAAUUAGAUUGCAGGAAGUAUGGUGUAUAGGAGCUUUAGAGCAUAUUUUAGAUGGUCAAACGUCAUGUAGAUUCGAUUUAGUUGAACAUCAGAUGGAUUUCUGGUCUCCUGCUUCUUAUAGAUGGAGUGGGAACUGGCGAUUGAUUAAUCUGUCUUUGGCAAGCAUUGUAAGGUUCGUUUCUAGGGAAUGCCUUGUGCAGUCGUGCUGCUGA